Messenger RNA from Otolemur garnettii (small-eared galago), 1363 nucleotides. It is a transcript of the gene TSPAN32, whose product is annotated as tetraspanin 32. Bases 1 to 870 code for a protein of 289 amino acids. Gene Ontology annotation, cellular component: membrane. The transcript is spliced from 9 exons. The record is from RefSeq and is a predicted model, not a curated record. Lineage: Eukaryota; Metazoa; Chordata; Mammalia; Primates; Galagidae.
AUGGGGCCUCGAAGUCGAGUCAGGGCUGCCAAAUGCCAGAUGCUGGUCACAAGUUUUUUCGUCUUGCUGCUGGGUCUAUCUUUGGCCACCAUGGCAGUUAUCAUGUACUUCGGGGCCCACUCCACUGUCAUUAGCCGCACCUCCUUGGAGAGUAACCCAUACAAGGCUACACACUGCUGGGCCUUCUACACAGGAAUGAGCCUGGCAGGCCUCCUGACCCUGGGGGCCACCCUGAGUGCUGCAGCCACUGUGAGAGAGGCCCAGGGCCUCAUGGCCGGGGGCUUCCUGAGCUUUGCCCUGGGCUUCUGUAUCCUGGCACAGGUGACCUUCUGGAGAUCCCGCAACCCUACCCAGGUGGAGGAUGCUGCUUUGGAUACCUACGACCUGGUAUAUGAACAAGCGGUGAAGACUGCAUCCUUUGUCUGGCAGCAGGAGCUAGCGGCCAUCCAGGAUACGUUUCUGUGCUGUGGGAAGAGGUCUCCUUUUGGCCGUCUGGGGGGCAUGGAAGCCAGUCUGUGCCAGGGAGAGGAGGCGGCAAGAGAGGACUGCCUGCAGGGCAUCCAGAGCCUUCUGAGGCCACACCAGCAUGUUCUCUCCACCCUGAGUGGCAUCGGCCUGGCUCUCACGGUGUAUGCCACGUUCCUCAGCGCCUUCCUCUGCUUUGCCUUCCGCUCUGGCCAUAGCCUGGACCGCAGAGGCAAAUAUGCCCCGGCCACACAGGCACGUAACCGGCAGCCCCAGGAGCCCAGCCUCUUCAGAUGCUCCCAGGGUGAACCCACACCUCGACCUCCCUCUGGAGCAGACGCUGUUGGUGACCACUGGGGUCUAAGAGGACACUCAGAGGGGCCACGGUGGCUCCAGGACAACUGACACACUGCUGCGUCCCCGUCCUGCACUUCUCCACGGAGGCAAAGACACCCUGGCCGAGCUGAUGGGUGCAGAGGGGAAGGUUGUCAGAUGAAUAGACAGAGGACAGGAGUGAGUGAGAGCAGCUGGGAUGCCUGCCGCGUUGCCUGUGCAGCAGUGACUCGGGGGCUCGAGGCCACACUGUACACAUGCUCCCAGUUCUGCCAGUCUAGCCAAGGAGGCCUCAGCUGGUGCAUGGGGGGCUGUGCUCCUGCUCCAAUAUUUUCAGGCCUGCGGUGGGGACAGAGGUCCCCAAGCCCUUGAUCCUGGGCCGCUGCUCCCCCAGGCCAGCCUUGGAAAGUCGAGUCUCUCUCAGGCUGACUGAUGCCUCCUCCUUCCUGCUGGGAGGUGCAUGUGACUAGGUGCCCCCCCCCCCAAGCUCCCCAUCUGCGUCCCCAUCCUGGUUUUGUUUGAGUUGUGGUGAAAUGCACAUAACAUAAAAUUUGCCAUCUCUGCC